Messenger RNA from Camponotus floridanus (Florida carpenter ant), 608 nucleotides. Its product is annotated as keratin-associated protein 19-2-like. The transcript has 3 exons. Lineage: Eukaryota; Metazoa; Arthropoda; Insecta; Hymenoptera; Formicidae. The coding region runs from base 38 to 484 and encodes 148 amino acids. The record is from RefSeq and is a predicted model, not a curated record.
UCAAUAGUGGUCCCUGCAUCGUCGCAUCAUUGUCAUCAUGAACGCUAUAAUUCUGUUAACCGUCCUCGGUCUGACAAUGCCUAUUUUUGGCGAGGAGACGCAAGUGAAGAAACAAGACAAGAGAGGCAUUUUAGGCUUAGGCCAUGCUGGAUUUGGAGGAUCUGCAUUUCAAGGCGAUUCUUUAACGAUUGGAACUGGUUACGGGCAAAGCUAUCUCGGUGAUGGUUCUCUAGGUCAUGGUUUUUCUGUGCCUUCCUAUCCCCAUAGUGCGCCGUUAUAUUCAUCGCAAUAUUCCGGUGGUUUGGGAUACGGCGGUUUGGGAUAUGGUGGAAGAAGUUACUCUUCAGGAGGACUUGGUUAUUCUUCAGGAGGACUUGGUUACUCCGGGAUAAGAUCCGGAUACGGUACAGCAGGAUUCGGAUACGGUGCGGGAUCUCAGGGAGGACACGGCAUUGGUCUUAGCACCGGUUAUCGUGGAUGGUGAAAUUACGAGCAAUAUUAAUCAACAUCGAUAUGACUCUUUUCUCGAUUCUUUCUGUAUUUCUUUUUUAACUAUUUAAUUUUAAUGUUUGUAUCAUGCGGUUUCUGAAUAAAUUCUUUGUACUUUU